CCCAUUCUCUCCUCAUCCAGCUCAAUAGACUCCAUAACGUCCAACGACCAGCACCCACUUCAAAGAUAGUUAUGCAGAUUGCUUGCUUUGGCAUUUUUCCAGAUUUGGAUCGGAAAGAAAUACAUUUUCCAAAGGUUAAGAAAUGGGAGACUGGUCCAUUCUUGGUCGCUUCUUAACGGAGGUUCAGAACCACUCCACGGUGAUCGGCAAGAUCUGGCUGACCAUGCUCCUCAUCUUCCGCAUCCUGCUGGUGACCCUGGUGGGGGACGCAGUGUACAGCGAUGAGCAGUCCAAGUUCACCUGCAACACCCUGCAGCCUGGUUGCAACAACGUCUGCUACGACACCUUCGCCCCAGUCUCACACCUGCGUUUCUGGGUCUUCCAGAUAGUGCUCGUCUCCACACCGUCUAUCUUCUACAUUGUCUAUGUGUUGCACAAGAUAGCCAAGGAUGAGAAGUUAGAGCCUGAGAAGAUCCAUGAGGUCGCCAAGCCUCCUCCUGCACGUGAAAGUCUCAAACAUGUAGGGGUGGAGGAUGGGGAUUCCCUGGAGGCCAGCAACCGCUCCUUCAACCCCUGCUAUGAGAAGGAGUGGGGCGCCCGAGAGGGGGGGUAUGUGGAGCAGAGCCUGCAGGAGGAGGACUUGAGGGAGGUGGGGAAGGAUCCCACCGAGCUGUCCAGCCAAGUGCUGCUGACCUACAUCAUCCACGUGGUGCUGCGCUCCAUCAUGGAGAUAGCCUUCCUAGUGGGCCAGUACUACCUGUUUGGCUUUGAAGUGCCUCAACUGUUCCGCUGUGAGACCUACCCCUGUCCUAACUGGACUGACUGUUUUGUGUCUCGUGCCACGGAGAAGACCAUCUUCCUCAACUUCAUGUUCAGCAUCAGCCUGGGAUGCUUCAUCCUGAACAUUGUGGAGCUGCACUACCUGGGCUGGGUCUAUAUUUUCCGUGUGCUGUGCUCUGCCUGCUCUACAUGCUGCGAGCCAGAGAGGGACCCAGUGGAACUUGUGGACCUGUAUCACAACCACAACCCUCUGCUUCUGCAGCUCAAACACUCCCUACGAGGCAGGGUGGUCCUGCAGACCUCCCCUCCCAUGUCCCAGGAGAAGAGCAGUGGUGUGUUGCCCACCCACACCCCGGCCAUCUCCUUUGAGACUGACUCCACAGUAGAGUGCACCUCCAAGAGAAGCCCAGAUGAGAAAGAACGCACUAAGGCCAAACUGGCCAACAUAACUAAAAUAGGCAGAGGCAAGAAAUCCUGGCUGUGAACUGUCAAACUGUGUAUUUUUUCUUUCCGUUGAAUAUUCUUAUUUUGCUUCUUCCAAUCAACUGAAGAUGGAUUACAGUUGUUUACAGUAAGACUGCAAAAGUAAUAGUCCUUUGAGUCUUUUGCAGUGAAUCUUUAGAAAUUCCAUAGGAGUACCCAUAGCCAGCAAAAGCAUUGAAAACUGGAUGUGCUCACAUUUCUGUGUGUACAUGGGUAGAAAUGAUCAACUUUAAUAUGUAACCACUUUGGUGACUUGGUCGUUCCACCAAUUAGGUGCCGUUUGAGUAUUGAAAAAAAAUGAGAAGUUUUAUUUCACCUAAUUUUAACAUUCUAUCAUAAAGAGCACAUGUACAGCCUAAUGAAAAACCCAUUUGCCCAUUUCAGUAGGUUACAUAAAACAAACGACUAUAGUAUGUGCCUAAUAAGUGCCAAAUAAAGUAACAAGGUUGACCGUAACAGGGUGGUGAUUUAAUCUUAAAUCAGCAAUAAAUCCCCUUGUGACAGGGGGAAUGGAAGCUUGUUGUGUGCAACAGGGAGGGGCAAUUGAAUGCAAGCUUCACCAAAAAUUUUUAAUUGUUAAAUCAUUUCUGGCCUACCUAGGGGUAUUAGGAUUGAUGUGUUAUGCUGGACCUGCUUGAUUUUCCACCACAAAACACCAGAAAAUGGUCAUAAAGAGUAGAACUGGCAUUUACACAAUGAUUUGACUAUGAGAUCAUGUUCAGUGUCUCUUUUGAAUAGUUUAACCAUACUCAAACAGUCCAGUUGAGAUAACAGGGUUGACCUAAAAAAAUAUAAUCUUAAAAUGAAUCACUAAUGACAUAAAAUAAAUAAUACUCUUCAGAAAUGACUUUUCUAACAUAACCAGGGCUUUAUAAUGAUGGUGAAAACUUGGAGAAAUGUUGUGGUUAAGUGGGUUAAAAAUCUUUAAAAUCUUCCUAAAAGUCACAGAGGAUGCACAGAGGCACUUUAGUAAGUCUUGAAUUCAUAUACAAAAUCUGAUUGAUUUAAUUUUCCAUGUGGUCUAUGUUACAGGGCACUUCAUUAAAUAUAACAGGCUUUUAUUUGUGCAAAACCUUUACUUAGAAUGUCAAAGUGAUGCAGAAAGCACUAAUAUUGUUGAACGACCCAACUAUUCAUAUCACAUCUAUAAUUUAACCAAUGAAAUGGUUUCAAAAGGAAAUUAUACUUGCCACAAUUUCAACAUAUAUAAUAUACAUUUAAAUAAACAUUUAAAAACUUUAAAAAAUUUUUUUUUAUCAAGUUAUUAUUACAAAAGUGUUUUGUUGGCAGUUUUUGUCAUAAAAUAUUCUUCUUAGUUACACUACCAGUUUUACCUCAUGCUAAUAUCUAGAAAAUCUAAGAGAAGAUUAGAAGAUUAGAAGAUUACUUUAGUAACUUUAACAAGGUAUCUUGAGAGCAGGUGAGUGAGCGAAUACCAGGAGUGUGCAAAGCUGUCAUCAAGGCAAAGGGUGGCUAUUUGAAGAAUGUGUUAUUUCAUCGUUUUGAUGUCUUCACUAUUAUUCUACAAUGUAGAAAAUAGUAAAAAGAAAGAAAAACCCUUGAAUGAGUAGGUGUGUCCAAACUUUUGACUGGUACUGUAUAUAAAAACAUUUUCCUUAAAGUAUAUUUUUAAGGGGGGUAUACAGAAUAUUUGGUAAAAGUUUAAGUCCAUAUUAUGGCAAGAACAGCUCAAAUAAGAAAAUAAAAACAAUGCAUCAUUAUUUUAAGAUCAGGUCAGUCAAGAUGGAACAUUUCAAGAACUUUGAAAGUUUCUUCAAAUACAGUCGCAAAAACCAUCAAGCGCUAUGAUGAAACUGGCAAUCACGGGGACCGCCACAAGAAUGGAAGACCCAGAGUUACC
Messenger RNA from Oncorhynchus gorbuscha (pink salmon), 3124 nucleotides. RefSeq names its product gap junction delta-2 protein-like. Gene Ontology annotation, biological process: cell communication. The transcript has 2 exons. Gene Ontology annotation, cellular component: connexin complex. NCBI's taxonomy places the organism in Eukaryota, Metazoa, Chordata, Actinopteri, Salmoniformes, Salmonidae. The coding region runs from base 143 to 1264 and encodes 373 amino acids. The record is from RefSeq and is a predicted model, not a curated record.